Aspergillus bombycis is the source of this 279-nucleotide messenger RNA. RefSeq lists its product as uncharacterized. The record is from RefSeq and is a predicted model, not a curated record. The transcript has 2 exons. Bases 1 to 279 code for a protein of 92 amino acids. Lineage: Eukaryota; Fungi; Ascomycota; Eurotiomycetes; Eurotiales; Aspergillaceae.
AUGGCCCGAGUAUUUCGAAGGCCCGCUUCGGCCCUUGCCAGGCGUGCUUCAAGUAGGGCUGCUCAAAGGGCCGCUCGGAAGCAUAAGGUGAUCAUGGAGUCCGUUACACAAGAGAAGAAAAAACUUCGGAGUGUUGUAUGUUGUAUCAUAUCUUUUGAAGCAAAGGCCCCUCCUGGUUAUACCUUCAUUCCCGCAGGCAACCCUCAGCUCACCUCUGCAUGCAAGGAAGUAUGCCGGAAAGAUGGUCUCAAGGUUUUUGCUGUCACGGUAGGCCAAUAG